GACCUCGUCUCUGCUCAUCUCUUCAUCCGCCAUAUCGCCAUCUUCCACGCUUCCACCUCUCCUCUUGACCAUCUCGUCAGCUCGCCCUAACCCCGCUCAUCACUAUGCCCCCACCUCUUGGCUUCAAUCUUGCGCCGCGCGCGCACGCCCCCGGCCCGUCACUCUCCCUUGCACGCUCUCGACCCGGUCCUCCCGGCCCGCCCUCGCUCUCUGGCGCGUCCGCAACCUCAGCAAGCAGCAGCACGAAACCUGUGUCUCCGCGUGCACCUUCCUUCCACGCCGAGCUUGACGAUUCCUCCAUCCCCCUCCUGCCCGUGACGCCCGUCGACCCCGCCGCGUGGGCAGCGGAACACGCGCGCCCCUCCAACGAUAUCGAGCGAGUCAGCGGAGAGGGAAGGCGCGUCCAGUUUGCGCCUGAUACGCACGUGGCCGUAUUCGACGUGGAAGAUGAGGAGGAGGCGCAGUACGAGGGGUUCCAGAAGCUGACUCGCGAGGAGGUCGUCUGGAUCGCCAUCAGCGUGGCCGCGGUCGGGGGUAUUGGAGCCGCGGCGGUUCUCGCCACGCUGUACGACUGGGUACUGUGAUGUUUGAGUAGCAUCCGAAGACGUAAUCGGGGAAACGGAGAUGUGGAGAAGAGGGAGAUCACCGUCGCUAUGAGAUGGUCGACAUAUCGACAUCCUGUACGCCGAGAACGCGUCGAGCCCCGCUCCGCGUGCGAUCAGUCGCGAACACGCCCGUCAACGGUGAAUAAGCGAGCACACUACGAAAAUGGCGCGUUUGCGCGGCCUCGUUAUAUCGCGCAAGGCCCUCGCAUCUGACCAGCUGGCGAGAUAUCCAGCACCCCGGCUCAGCAUGUCAGUCACAGGGACCCUCACAUAGCUCACGUCCCAUGCCGCCAUUAGUCACGCGAUGCAUGAGUACUACGAUGUAUAAUCUACUGGGACACAGCG
Molecule: messenger RNA, 950 nt
Organism: Cutaneotrichosporon oleaginosum
Lineage: Eukaryota; Fungi; Basidiomycota; Tremellomycetes; Trichosporonales; Trichosporonaceae
Source: RefSeq, a predicted model, not a curated record